Aspergillus sclerotioniger CBS 115572 is the source of this 1604-nucleotide messenger RNA. Its product is annotated as casein kinase 1 family protein. Gene Ontology annotation, molecular function: ATP binding; protein serine/threonine kinase activity. The record is from RefSeq and is a predicted model, not a curated record. Lineage: Eukaryota; Fungi; Ascomycota; Eurotiomycetes; Eurotiales; Aspergillaceae. Gene Ontology annotation, cellular component: cytoplasm; nucleus. Bases 485 to 1597 code for a protein of 370 amino acids. Gene Ontology annotation, biological process: endocytosis; signal transduction; peptidyl-serine phosphorylation. The transcript is spliced from 3 exons.
GGUCUGUCAGCUCGAUCCCCUUUCUUUUCCUCUCCGCCUUUUUCGCCUUUCCGGUCGGGUCGUCACGGUCGGUCCCCCCCAACAGUCGACAUCACCGCUAUCUCAUCUCCUCUUUCCGUUUUCCAGACCAGGUUCGUCCGCUUCUAGUCUCUCUACUACUUGCACUUGCCAAUACCACCAUUCUCUUGUUGCCUGGCCACUCUGCUUGGCUUAGGGUUCUGGUCUGCUCCCGCCCAGGCCACCUGCCCCAUCAGAUUCACUCUGCCAAGUGACUACGCGCCGGGACUCUCCCUGCACCUAGUCCUCUGGUGACUUUGCAAUCCCUCUGACAGCCUACCUUGCAUUCGCCCCCCCUCCUUCCACUCUCUUCAUCACGCUAAAACGAUCGAAACCUUUCAUUUCUUCUAUCGAUCUGUGACUGACUGACAAUCUAAUUCUGCAGUUUGCAUAGCACACCAGUCAGCCGAGUGCCUAUUCGGUCAAGAUGACGACCAUGGAUUUGCGUGUCGGUAACAAGUACCGCAUUGGCCGGAAGAUUGGAAGUGGUAGUUUCGGUGACAUUUACCUCGGUACCAACAUCAUCUCGGGCGAGGAAAUUGCUAUCAAGCUUGAAAGCGUCAAGGCCAAGCACCCCCAGCUUGAAUAUGAAGCCCGCGUCUACAAGUCUCUUGCCGGCGGUGUUGGCAUUCCGUUUGUUCGCUGGUUCGGCACGGAAUGUGAUUACAAUGCCAUGGUUAUCGACCUCCUCGGCCCCAGCUUGGAGGACCUAUUCAACUUCUGCAACCGCAAGUUCUCGCUCAAGACGGUGCUCCUGCUUGCCGACCAGCUCAUUUCUCGUAUCGAGUACAUUCACGCCAAGUCUUUCAUCCACCGUGAUAUCAAGCCCGACAACUUCCUGAUGGGUAUCGGUAAGCGUGGAAACCAGGUCAACGUCAUCGACUUUGGUCUGGCCAAGAAGUACCGCGACCCCAAGACUCACUUCCACAUCCCUUACCGCGAGAACAAGAACCUUACCGGAACUGCUCGUUACGCCAGUAUUAACACUCACUUGGGUGUUGAGCAGUCCCGCCGUGACGACAUGGAGUCUCUCGGAUAUGUCAUGCUCUAUUUCUGCCGUGGCACCCUCCCCUGGCAAGGCCUGAAGGCUGCUACUAAGAAGCAGAAGUACGACCGUAUUAUGGAGAAGAAGAUGACCACGCCCACUGAAGUUCUUUGCCGUGGAUUCCCCAACGAGUUCUCCAUCUACCUGAACUACACUCGUUCCCUGCGCUUCGAUGACAAGCCAGACUACUCCUACCUCCGCAAGAUCUUCCGCGAUCUGUUCGUCCGCGAGUCUUUCCAGUAUGACUAUGUCUUCGACUGGACCGUCUACAAAUACCAAAAGAACGCUGCCAUGAUCGUGGAUGCCAACAAGAAGGACAAGGAGGCUGAAGAGCAGCAGCGCCGUCAGGGUGUUGCUGCUGCGGCACCCCUGGGCAUCCCCGGUGCCGCCAAGCCUGGUGCGAUCUCUAGCCAGCGCCGCAAGGUCAUCGAACGUGGAACUCUAGACAACACGCCGGACACCAACCGGGCCGUGGGAGGGAGUGACAGGAUGUGAGUAUCUG